Triticum urartu is the source of this 430-nucleotide messenger RNA. RefSeq names its product small ribosomal subunit protein eS10z-like. Gene Ontology annotation, cellular component: cytosolic small ribosomal subunit. Lineage: Eukaryota; Viridiplantae; Streptophyta; Magnoliopsida; Poales; Poaceae. Gene Ontology annotation, molecular function: RNA binding; structural constituent of ribosome. The record is from RefSeq and is a predicted model, not a curated record.
CCUGCAUGCCGCGGCGCCGCCGUCUCUGCCCCCGCCUCCUCCCCCGGCGCCCGUCACCAUGAUCAUCUCCAAGAAGAACCGCCGCGAGAUCUGCAAGUACCUCUUCCAGGAGGGAGUCUUGUACGCCAAGAAGGACUACAACCUGGCCAAGCACCCCCAGAUCGAUGCCUUGAACCUCGAGGUCAUCAAGCUCAUGCAGAGCUUCAAGUCCAAGGAGUACGUCAGGGAGACCUUCUCGUGGCAGCACUACUACUGGUACCUGGCCAACGACGACAUUGAGUUCCUCCGCACCUUCCUCAACCUGUCGUCUGAGAUCGUGCCCAACACCCUCAAGAAGUCCGCCAAGCCCCCGUCCCGCCCCUUCGGCUCUGGCCCACCGGAUGACCGCCCCAGGUGAGCUAAAUAUGUCCAUCAUUCUGUCUGUCUGUUU